Messenger RNA from Aspergillus saccharolyticus JOP 1030-1, 1805 nucleotides. RefSeq names its product MCT family MFS transporter. Gene Ontology annotation, biological process: transmembrane transport. Gene Ontology annotation, cellular component: fungal-type vacuole membrane. The coding region runs from base 145 to 1596 and encodes 483 amino acids. The record is from RefSeq and is a predicted model, not a curated record. NCBI's taxonomy places the organism in Eukaryota, Fungi, Ascomycota, Eurotiomycetes, Eurotiales, Aspergillaceae. Gene Ontology annotation, molecular function: transmembrane transporter activity. The transcript is spliced from 2 exons.
GCUUCUUUCGUGUAGAUAUCAUCUGUUUUGAACCCACUGUGUCUCUUUCAACUUCUAUCAUUGCGAUUCGAACCCACGGAAGAAAUAAGCUUCCCUCUGAGUCGGCUGUGGUCCACCUUCCCGCCGAUACCGCUAACUACUACUAUGGCGACAACAAUCGACUCCCUGGGCAAUCCGCGGGUGGACAAAACUGAACGAACUGCGACAACCUCGGCAUUGGAUGAGAAACAAUCAGCGACGCAGGCCAUCAAUGGUCUCCCGCACGGUGCGCCAACGACGCUCGAAGGCGGGUUGUACAGGUCUUCGUCUGGCGAAUUUCCUUCGGAUGAAUCAGCGCAUAGCGUUCCAGUGACAGUUGGAACAACCGAUGCGGAUGGCAAUACCUAUCCGGAAGGUGGGCUAGAAGCUUGGUUGGUCGUCUUUGGAAGCUUCAUGGGCCUUGUUGGCUCUCUUGGUAUGGUAAACACCAUCGGCACUCUCGAGGCGUACAUAGAGAUCCAUCAGUUGAAAGACUACAGCUCCGGCAGCAUCGGGUGGAUCUUCGGCGUCUAUGCCUUCUUGACCUUCUUUUGCGGCGUUCAGAUUGGGCCCGUCUUCGACGCUAAAGGACCUCGGUUUCUUGUAUGCACCGGCGCCGUGCUGAUCAUGGCAAUGAUGAUUGCCCUGGGUUUCUGCACGCAGUACUGGCACUUCAUGCUAGUUAUCGGCGUGGCAGGAGGUAUCGGAGCCUCGCUGCUGUUUACCCCAGCAAUCUCUGCGAUUGGACACUUCUUCAAUGAAAGGCGCGGAAUCGCGACGGGAAUUGCUGCGACGGGUGGCUCCGUGGGUGGUGUUAUCUUCCCCCUUGCAUUGGAGGCUCUGUUUCCGAAGAUAGGGUGGGCAUGGGCAACUCGAGUCGUUGCUCUCAUUUGCCUGAUCACAUUGCUCGCAGCAUGCCUCCUUAUCAAAUCUCGGUUGCCCCAGAAGCCCGCCUCGAAAGAGGAAAUUCUGCCCGAUUUUCGGAUCUUUCGGGAUCCCGUGUUCACGCUGACGACCCUGGGGGUUUUCUUCAUUGAAUGGGGCCUCUUUGUUCCGCUGAGCUACAUCUCAUCUUACGCGAUGGACAAGGGUGUCUCGACGCAGUUGUCGUACCAAAUGCUCGCGAUCCUGAACGCUGGUUCGUUCUUCGGACGAGGUAUCCCUGGCUUCGUUGCUGAUCACCUGGGCCGCUUCAAUACUCUGAUUGUCACUGUGGCGUUGUGUCUUGUAUGCAACGCAUGCCUCUGGCUUCCAGCCAGUGACAGUGUGCCUGUCAUGAUUGUAUACUGCGUCAUGUUCGGGUUUGCCAGCGGCAGUAACAUCAGUCUGACACCGGUCUGUAUCUCUCAGCUGUGCAAAAUCGAGAACUACGGCAGAUACUAUGCCACAGCAUAUACGAUCGUUAGUUUUGGAACUCUUACCGGCAUGCCCAUUGCGGGGGAGAUCCUCACCCGAUGCAAUGGCGAGUAUUGGGGUCUCAUCACCUUCACGAUCUGCUGCUAUGCAAUGGGCCUUGUUUGUGUCACUGCAGCCAAAUUAGUUCGUGUCGGCUGGCGUCAGGCUCUUGUGGUUUAUUGAGUGACCGAAACCGAAGAUAACCUCAAGAUAAUACCAUGGCCAUACCUGUUGUCUGGUUGAUUCCGGUGCUAUACAAACCCAACCAAGACGAUGACCGGCAGGAAAGUUUUUUAAAUAAUUGAGCCUAAUACCUAAUCUUUUCAUCGCAUACAUUUGACACCACAGAAACAAUCGCCUGCAUGUGUGCGAAAUAUGAGACGAGCCGGAGA